AUGCGCGGGACGGCGGGACCGGGGCCGCCGGGCCAGGGCCGCCUCCCGGGGCCCCGCGGCCGGAAGGCCCCGCCGCCGCCGCCGCUGCUGCUCCUGCUCGCGCUGUUGCCGCUGCUGCCCACGCCUGGCGCCGCUGCCGCCCCGGCCUCGCGGCUCCCGGCGCUGCCGCCCGCGGCCGCGGGGCCCAGCGUGAGCCUCUACCUGAGCGAGGACGAGGUGCGCCGGCUCAUCGGUCUUGAUGCAGAACUUUACUAUGUGAGAAAUGACCUUAUUAGUCACUACGCUCUAUCCUUUAACCUGUUAGUACCCAGCGAGACAAAUUUCCUGCACUUCACUUGGCAUGCAAAGUCCAAGGUUGAAUAUAAGCUGGGAUUCCAAGUAGACAAUUUUGUGGCUAUGGACAUGCCCCAGGUCAACAUUUCUGCUCAGGGGGAAGUUCCACGCACUUUAUCAGUGUUUCGGGUCGAGCUUUCCUGUACUGGCAAAGUAGAUUCUGAGGUUAUGAUACUCAUGCAGCUCAACUUGACAGUAAAUUCUUCAAAAAACUUUACAGUCUUAAAUUUUAAACGAAGGAAAAUGUGCUAUAAAAAACUUGAAGAAGUAAAAACUUCAGCCUUGGACAAAAACACUAGCAGAACUAUUUAUGAUCCUGUACACGCAGCGCCAACCACUUCUACGCGUGUGUUUUAUAUCAGCGUAGGGGUUUGCUGUGCAGUAAUAUUUCUUGUAGCAAUAAUAUUAGCUGUUUUGCACCUUCAUAGUAUGAAAAGGAUUGAACUGGAUGACAGCAUCAGUGCCAGCAGUAGUUCCCAAGGGCUGUCUCAGCCAUCUACCCAGACGACUCAGUAUUUGAGAGCCGACACACCCAACAAUGCAACUCCUAUUACCAGCUCCUCAGGUUAUCCUACCUUGCGGAUAGAGAAGAACGACCUGAGAAGUGUCACUCUUUUGGAGGCAAAAGCUAAGGUGAAGGAUAUUGCAAUAUCCAGGGAGAGGAUAACUCUAAAAGAUGUACUCCAAGAAGGUACUUUUGGGCGUAUUUUCCAUGGGAUAUUAGUAGAUGAAAAAGAUCCAAAUAAAGAAAAACAAGCAUUUGUGAAAACAGUUAAGGAUCAAGCUUCUGAAAUUCAGGUGACAAUGAUGCUCACCGAAAGUUGUAAGCUCCGAGGUCUUCAUCACAGAAAUCUUCUUCCUAUUACCAAUGUGUGUAUAGAAGAAGGAGAAAAGCCCAUGGUGAUAUUGCCUUACAUGAAUUGGGGGAAUCUUAAAUUGUUUUUACGACAGUGCAAAUUAGUAGAGGCCAAUAAUCCGCAGGCAAUUUCUCAACAAGACCUGGUCCACAUGGCUAUUCAGAUUGCCUGUGGAAUGAGCUAUCUGGCCAGAAGGGAAGUCAUCCACAAAGACUUGGCUGCUAGGAACUGCGUCAUUGAUGACACACUUCAAGUUAAGAUCACAGACAAUGCCCUCUCUAGAGACUUGUUCCCCAUGGACUAUCAUUGUUUGGGAGACAAUGAAAACAGGCCGGUUCGGUGGAUGGCUCUUGAAAGUCUGGUUAAUAAUGAGUUCUCCAGCGCUAGUGACGUGUGGGCCUUUGGAGUGACGCUGUGGGAGCUCAUGACUCUGGGCCAGACACCCUAUGUGGACAUCGACCCGUUUGAGAUGGCCGCAUACUUGAAAGAUGGUUACCGAAUAGCCCAGCCAAUCAACUGCCCUGAUGAACUAUUUGCUGUGAUGGCUUGUUGCUGGGCCUUGGAUCCGGAGGAGAGGCCCAAGUUCCAGCAGCUGGUCCAGUGUCUCACAGAGUUCCACGCAGCCCUGGGGGCCUACGUCUGACUCUGCUGUCGCCGUCCCAGUGCCAGGAGGAGGGUGCCCGCGGGCCUGCCUGGGACCAGUGUUGGAUGCCGCGUUACGUCACGCAACACCACAGAAGCACAUUCGCCUUCCAGAACACCGUGCCUUAGGAAUGCUUUAGAAUUUGAACUUUAUGAGACAGACUUAAUGAUGCGGAAUAUUUUCUAGAUAUCACUUUUAUUAGAUUGAACUGAAAAUGUGUACAUUUUUUGGCCAAAAUUUUUUUUAAACAUAGUUAACUUUGGACUAGGGUACAUUGUUACAAAAUAAAUAAACCGUUUUUAAAAUUG
This is a messenger RNA of Dama dama (fallow deer), 2141 nucleotides long. RefSeq names its product receptor like tyrosine kinase (gene RYK). Gene Ontology annotation, biological process: cell surface receptor protein tyrosine kinase signaling pathway; positive regulation of kinase activity; protein phosphorylation. Gene Ontology annotation, molecular function: ATP binding; protein kinase activity. Bases 1 to 1833 code for a protein of 610 amino acids. Gene Ontology annotation, cellular component: signaling receptor complex. NCBI's taxonomy places the organism in Eukaryota, Metazoa, Chordata, Mammalia, Artiodactyla, Cervidae. The transcript has 15 exons. The record is from RefSeq and is a predicted model, not a curated record.